Molecule: messenger RNA, 5991 nt
Organism: Aedes albopictus (Asian tiger mosquito)
Lineage: Eukaryota; Metazoa; Arthropoda; Insecta; Diptera; Culicidae
Exons: 2
Coding region: 1-5991 (1996 amino acids)
Biological process (GO): DNA integration
Molecular function (GO): nucleic acid binding
Source: RefSeq, a predicted model, not a curated record
AUGCCACCCCAGGACGAUGCUAGGGAAUGCGGUGCGUGCGACGAACCGAAUUCCGCCAACGUCGGCAUGGUGGCCUGCGAUGGGUGCAGUGUAUGGUACCACUACACUUGUGCCAAGGUGUCCCCGGGAGUCCAACAGCGGUCGUGGAGAUGCAGUAAGUGCCUGCCCGAACCGCCUUCGGAAGUCACCGGAGCCAAGAAGAAAGGAGGUAAGAAACAAACGGCUAACUUGACUGUCCUCGGUGCUACAUCGAGUGAGAUACCGAAGUCGAGCACCGCCAACCAGAAGAAGACUUCGGAGAAAUCGAAAAACUCCGACAAAUCGAAGACCUUGUUCGUUCCUGAUCCUGCGGCGAGUGGUAACGCCACUCCGAAGAAGCAUCCAGAGGUUCCUGCCUUCGAUAAGUCGAGCCACGGGGAGAUGAGAUCUUCCAAAUCCAGCACUUCUACCGCCAGAGCUCGAGCGCAAUUGGCAUUGCAGCGAUUGGAAGACGAGCGAUUGCUGGAGGAGCAGAAGUUGAGGGAAGAGCGGGCACGAUUAGAGGAAGAACGGAUCCGUCUGGAGAAGGAGAGGCAGCUGAAGGAACAGGAGCACGCCAUUAAGGCCAAGGAGCUCGCGAUGCAGGAGAAGUACCUGCGCGACAAAUUCGAGCUGGAGGAACAGAUUGCUGAUGACGAGAGCAGCAAAUCAAGCGUCUUCAGUCGCAAGGACAGGACCAAGGCUUGGUUGACAAGCCAGCACGGUAUGAGUCACCGGGACGACAAAAGCGCGACACAGUUCUCGGAGUGGCCUAACGCAGCGAACGAUUUGGCGGAACCGGAUCGCUUCCGGCCGCUAGCAGAUGAGAUAGCCGAUCGACAGCAGUUAGAGCCACGAUUCAUCCCAGAAGCGAUUCCGGAUCAUCAUAUCCGUGCCAACAGUGCGCGAGUUAGGAAUAUCCCUUCGGAACCCGUCGGAAGCGCGGCUAGAUCGAAUGCCAGCCUGGCGCCGUCUUUGCGAGGGGUUGAGCGCGCGGCGAUAGGAUCGAACCCAGGUUCCCACGGGGCGGGGCCGAACAGCGACCAAGUAGCCGCGAGACAAAUCUGGCCGAAGAAGUUACCCACUUUUUCGGGCGACCCGGAAGAGUGGCCUAUAUUUGUCCACAGCUUCGAGACAGCCAACAUUGCGUGCGGUUUCACGGACGUGGAAAAUAUAAUUCGCUUGCGAGAGUGCUUGCGCGGGCCAGCGCGAGACGCCGUCGUUACGAAACUGAUGUUUCCCCAAAGCGUUAACGCGAUUAUGGAAACGCUACGACGGUUGUACGGGAGACCAGAGCUGCUGGUGAAGAAUCUGCUGAGCAAGGUGCGUCGGGCCGAGGCACCAAAACCGGAACGAUUGGAGUCGCUGAUCAACUUUGGCCUAACGGUGCAACAGCUAUGCGAUCACCUGGAGGCCGCGAAUCUCAGUGGCCAUCUGUCCAACCCUACGCUGCUCGGCGAACUAGUGGAGAAGCUGCCAGCGUCGAACAAGCUCGAGUGGGCAAGAUUCAAGCGAGGGUAUGCGGAACCGACCCUAAAACAUUUCGGAGUGUUCAUGGAAGAACUGGUGUACGACGCCAGCGAAGUUACGUCACCGAUCCCACAGAAGGCAGCGGUUGGGAGAGCCGAAAGGGACAAGCCGAAAGAGAAGGGGCAUGUGUACGCCCACGAAGAGGUAGCCGAGGUGCAGAGACGCGAUGAAGAAAGGCAACCCUGUCCGAUAUGCGGUAAAACAGACCAUCGUGUGCGGAACUGCGAACGUUUCCAGCAGCUGGGAUUGGAAGCUCGCCUGAAAGCCGUUCAUCAUUGGAAACUGUGCGAGGUUUGUCUGUUUGACCACGGCCAAUGGAGAUGUCGUUCGAGAAUCCGAUGCAACGUCGGGAACUGCCGAGACCGCCACCACCCACUUCUACAUCGUUCUGAUCGCGGUUCGAUACAGGAACAGCGUCAGCGACAACUUCGAGCGUCGGAAUGCAACGCUCAUGAGCGGCCGCAAAGAUCCGUACUGUUCAGAAUCAUACCGGUUAUGUUGUUCAACGGGAACCGCAGAUGUGAAACUUUCGCCUUUUUGGACGAAGGGUCCUCCUUGACGCUUAUUGAAGCAAGCUUAGCACGGCAGCUUGGAGCAGUUGGUGUUCCUGAACCCCUAGAGCUGAGAUGGACUUCGAGCGUGAAGAGGAAUGAGGAGAGCUCGCAGCGCGUGGACUUCGAAAUUUCCGGAAAAGGACUACCCCGCCGUUACGUGCUGAAGAAUGCGCACACCAUCGAAGAGUUGAACCUUCCGAGUCAGAGUUUGGCCUUCAACGAAGUAUCCGAGCGAUUCCCACAUCUCCGAAAUCUUCCUGUUUCUGCGUACUCCGAGGCCGCGCCUAGAAUUCUCCUAGGUUUGGAUAAUUUGAGUCUCUUCGCGCCCCUGGAUAGUUGCGUCGGCCGACCAGGCGAACCGAUCGCGGUGAAAUCUUUGCUAGGGUGGUCCGUCUAUGGCCCAGAUGAAAGCGCAAUAUCAAAACCAGCAUUUGUAAAUCUCCACGAGUGCAAUUGCGAUGCCGAUAGAGAAUUGAACGAUCUAGUUCGUCAGCAGUUCAUCCUGGAAGACAUGGCUGCUGCAACCACGCCCCCGCCAGAGUCCGCUGAUGAGAAACGUGCCCGCGAGAUAUUGGAAAAUACCACAAAAUUCGUUGAUGGAAAAUACGAAACCGCUCUUCUUUGGAAAGCCGACGAAAUCGACCUCCCAGAUAGCCUUCCCAUGGCGAUGAAACGCUUGCGGAGCUUCGAGGCCCAACUGGCGAAGGACCCAAGUCUCAGAGAAAGUGUGAACAAGCAAAUCGCGGACUACGUGCAGAAAGGCUACAUCCACAAGGCUACAGAAGAGGAGUUGAUGGAGAUCAACCGAAGGCAAGCGUGGUAUCUGCCUCUGGGCCUGGUUAUACAUCCGAAGAAGCAGAAGAAACGACUCGUGUGGGACGGGAAAGCGCAAGUGAAUGGAGUGUCCCUCAACUCACAACUAUUAAAAGGCCCCGACCUGCUAGUGUCGCUCCCUUCAGUGAUCUGCAAAUUCCGUGAGAAACCCGUUGCAUUUGGAGGCGAUAUCCGCGAAAUGUUUCUGCAGCUUCGAAUGAGGACAUCGGACAGAUACUUUCAGUGUUUCCUCUUCCGAUUUGAUUUGCAACAUCCUCCUGAAGUCUACAUCGCAGACGUAGCGAUGUUUGGCGUCACAUGCUCGCCAUGCGUCGCGCAGCACGUCCUACGAGUCAACGCUGACAAGUGGGCGGACGAGUUCCCGGUAGCUGCAGCGGCAAUCAAGGACAAGACGUAUAUGGACGACUACUACGACAGUGCUGACACCCCAGAAGAAGCAGCGGAGUUGGCUGUUCAAGUUAGGACCAUCCACGCCCGUGGCGGGUUCGAAAUGAGGAACUGGGUGAGCAACAGUGAGGAAGUGUUGGAGAAGCUCGGCGAACGCAACGAUCCAGAGCCACGUCUGCUACAGUCAACGACCGAGGCAAAAUGGGAACGAGUUCUUGGAAUGCUGUGGCACCCAGAGUCGGACUCUCUAACGUUUUCAACCGAGCUUGGCGAACAACUUCUUCAGUACGUGUCCGGAGGAAAGCGGCCGACAAAGCGAAUCGCUCUGAGGAUCAUAAUGAGUCUGUUUGAUCCUCUUGGUCUCCUGGCACCGUACCUCAUACAUGGACGCACCCUCAUUCAGGAUCUAUGGAGAAGUGGGGUGCAGUGGGACGAAGAAAUGGCAGACGAAGAAUUCGAGAAGUGGACACGCUGGGUGGAGUUACUACCGGGUAUCAGUGAGCUCAGUAUUCCACGUUGCUAUUUCGGUGAAGCAGAUCCUCUGUGCCGUCGAACGCUGCAGUGCCACGUGUUCACCGAUGCCAGUGAGGCUGGAUAUGGCUGUGCGGUGUACUUCCGGAUUACGGACCACUUAGAACGCGUGCGGUGCUCGUUGGUUAUGGCGAAAAGUAAAGUCGCCCCCCUGAAACAUCUCUCGAUUCCACGAUUGGAAUUGGAAGCGGCCGUGCUCGGGGCUAGAAUGUUGACCGCUGUUUUGACGAACCAUACCCUUCAACCUCGUGAGGUGUACCUUUGGACGGAUUCUUCCACGGUUCUCGCGUGGAUUCGUUCCGACCACAGGCGCUACAAACAAUUCGUCGCCCAUCGUAUCGGAGAACUUCUGUCUCUGACCCAAGCAGAAUGCUGGCGAUGGGUACCGUCUAAGCAGAAUGUAGCCGAUUGUUUGACAAAUUGGCCACAGCAGCGUGAGAAGCCGAAUACUACUGAAGAACUACGAUCGGCCUACUUACUCACUCACAUCAUGCUUCCGGUGGGAAUGAUAGACGCUGGUAGAUUUUCGAAGUGGAGUGUACUGCUACGGACCGUGGCAUGCGUUUACCGUUUUAUCAGUAACUGCCGAUUGCGCGUAUCUGGACGCCCAAUAGAAACCUUCCAAGCUACCAAAAAUCAAGCGAAACUGCUAAGAUCCGAAGUGGCCACCCGCAAGGUGCCACUGUCGCAAGAGGAGUUUCUACGAGCGGAGCAGUUUCUCUGGAGAAUGACGCAGGGUGAAUAUUAUCCGGACGAAGUGCGAACUCUGCUGAAGAACCGUGAUCAACCGAUAGGGAAAUGGAUAGCUCUAGAGAAAAGCAGUUCACUCUACAAAUUUUCACCCUUCGCUGACGAAUACGGCAUCAUUCGGAUGGAAGGGAGAACUGCCGAUGCCACUUAUGCUGGUUUCGACGCAAGAUUUCCGAUCAUUCUCCCAAAAGAGAGUGAGAUUACUCAACGCCUCUUGGACCACUACCAUCGUCGUUACGGACAUGCGAACAAAGAAACCGUCGUAAACGAAGUCCGUCAACGAUUUCAAAUUUCGCAUCUACGAUCGGCCGUAGAGAACAUUGCUCGCAGUUGCCAGUUCUGUAAAGUGAGCAAGUGCAAGCCCUUUCCUCCUCGUAUGGCUCCUCUUCCCGAGCAACGAUUGACGCCGAAUGUCCGACCUUUCAGCUACGUCGGUAUUGACUACAUGGGGCCGCUGGAGGUAACCGUCGGCCGGCGCAAAGAGAAAAGAUAUGUGGUAGUAUUCACGUGUCUAGUGGUACGAGCGGUUCACCUGGAAGUCUCUUACGAUCUUUCAAGCGAAUCCUGCAUCAUGUCAAUUCGAAGAUUCUCACGUAGACGUGGAUCACCGGUACAAAUAUUCUCCGACAAUGGCACCAACUUUGUCGGGGCUAAUCGCGAGCUGCAGCAACAGAUAAAGCAGAUCGAUCUGGAGUGCGCCGGUACCUUUACCGAUGCACGAACGAAAUGGACUUUCAAUCCCCCUUCCGCGCCACACAUGGGCGGAGUGUGGGAACGCAUGGUGCGGAGCGUCAAAGAGGCCAUGGCUACGUUGAAUGAUGGUCGGAGACUGACCGACGAAAUCUUGUGGACUACGUUAGUUGAAGUAGAGGGAUUGAUCAACUCACGGCCCCUCAUGUACAUGCCGCAAGACUUAGAUAAUCCCGAAGCGCUAACGCCGAAUCAUUUUAUCUUUGGAUGUUCGUCGGGUGCUCAUGAACCAAUGGAACCACCCGUGAAUCUGGAGCAGACUCUCCGAAGCAGUUUCCUUCGCUCUCAGCAGUUAGCGAACAUUGCAUGGGAGCGAUGGUCGAAGGAGUACUUCCCUACAAUCAAUAGAAGGACGAAGUGGCUGGACGAAGUGAAGUCCUUGAAGGUCGGCGACGUUGUAUACGUGGUAGAAGGCAAAAGAAGGUCAUGGGUUCGAGGCGUCGUGGAUGAAGUCAUUCCCGGUAAGGACGGCAGAAUACGGCAGGCGAUCGUUCGCACGUCGUCCGGUAAGUUGAAGCGACCUGUGGUAAAGUUGGCGGUAAUGGAGCUGGGUGAAUCUACGGGAGACCCUCCCCUCGAUUCACGGGGCGGGGGAUGUUCUGGCAGCACGGACGACGUUCAGCAUCACCGCCUCUAG